Anarrhichthys ocellatus (wolf-eel) is the source of this 3635-nucleotide messenger RNA. Its product is annotated as transcription factor COE3-like. The coding region runs from base 284 to 2005 and encodes 573 amino acids. NCBI's taxonomy places the organism in Eukaryota, Metazoa, Chordata, Actinopteri, Perciformes, Anarhichadidae. Gene Ontology annotation, biological process: regulation of DNA-templated transcription. The transcript is spliced from 16 exons. Gene Ontology annotation, molecular function: DNA binding; DNA-binding transcription factor activity. The record is from RefSeq and is a predicted model, not a curated record.
ACCAGGUUUCAAUACGCCGGCCAAGAAUUUAAAAAAGUAUCUUUAAAAAAGAGAAAUGUUAGUCGCAGAGUAAAAAGUUGGAUGAAAUGUAAAACGGAGGAAAAGUUGGAUAAGUAACAAUCGAACCCGAUAUAAGAGUAAAACGGCUCGUCAGCGGUUUUGGACUCUGAGUCUCUGAACAUCUGCUUUUUGUUUUCUGCUGGACUUUUCUGUUUCCUGUCCAUUCUUCUUCUUCUUCUUCUUCUUCGUGGUUGUGCAGUCUCGGACCCUCGGGGCCCCGGAGAUGUUCGGGAUCCAGGAGAACCUUCCCCGCGGGGCCACGGCCGGCAUGAAGGAAGAGCCGCUGGCCGUUCGCUCCUGGAUGCAUUCGACCGGCGUCGUGAACGCCAACACGGCGGCUCAGAGCGGGGUGGGGUUAGCCCGCGCUCACUUUGAGAAGCAGCCUCCGUCCAACCUGAGGAAGUCCAACUUCUUCCACUUCGUGUUGGCGCUGUACGACCGGCAAGGUCAGCCGGUGGAGAUCGAACGCACGACCUACGUCGACUUUGUGGAGAAAGACAAGGAGCCGAGUGGAGAGAAAACCAACAACGGGAUUCAUUACAAACUGCAGCUGCUCUUCAGUAACGGCGUGAGGACGGAGCAGGAUCUCUACGUACGGCUGAUCGACUCCAUGACCAAACAGGCCAUCAUCUAUGAAGGACAGGAUAAGAAUCCAGAGAUGUGCCGAGUCCUGCUGACUCAUGAGAUCAUGUGCAGUCGCUGCUGUGAUAAGAAGAGCUGUGGAAACAGAAAUGAGACUCCGUCAGACCCCGUGAUCAUUGACAGGUUCUUCCUGAAGUUCUUCUUAAAGUGUAACCAGAACUGUCUGAAGAACGCUGGAAACCCACGAGACAUGAGGAGGUUCCAGGUGGUCGUAUCUACGACGGUCAAUGUGGACGGACACGUUCUCGCCGUCUCCGACAACAUGUUCGUACACAACAACUCCAAACAUGGCCGCCGAGCCCGGAGACUGGACCCAUCUGAAGCAGCCACUCCCUGUAUUAAAGCCAUUAGUCCCAGUGAGGGCUGGACGACAGGCGGAGCGACCGUCAUUCUGAUAGGAGACAACUUCUUUGACGGCCUACAGGUCGUCUUCGGCACCAUGCUGGUGUGGAGCGAGCUGAUCACCCCUCAUGCUAUCCGGGUGCAGACUCCUCCCCGUCACAUCCCCGGUGUUGUCGAGGUAACGCUGUCCUACAAGUCCAAACAGUUCUGUAAAGGAGCACCUGGACGAUUCGUUUACACAGCUCUCAAUGAGCCCACCAUAGAUUAUGGCUUUCAGAGGUUACAGAAGGUCAUUCCUCGUCACCCCGGAGACCCAGAGAGACUGCCCAAGGAGGUGCUGUUGAAGAGGGCAGCUGACCUGGUGGAGGCGCUGUAUGGGAUGCCCCACAACAACCAGGAGAUCAUCCUGAAGCGAGCGGCCGACAUCGCCGAAGCUCUCUACAGCGUUCCCAGGAACCACAACCAGAUCCCGUCGCUAGGCAACAGCACCUCCCACGGCAUGAUGGGAGUGAACUCCUUCAGUGGACAGCUGGCCGUCAACGUCUCUGACACUACACAAGUCGGUUACAAUCGGAACACCAGCAGCGUGUCGCCGCGAGGAUACGUCCCAAGCUCCACCCCCCAACAAAGUAACUAUGGCAACACCGUCAGCAACAGCAUGAACGGCUACAGCAACACUGGCAUGCCAAACUUAGGAGUAGCAACGUCCCCCGGCUUCCUCAACGGGUCAUCUGCCAACUCUCCCUACGGCAGUAAGUAUCAAGUUGUCCCCUCCAGUCCCACCAUGGCCGUGUCAAACUGUAACUCCUCUCACGGAGUUUUCUCCUUCUCAACUGCCGUCAAACAGAAGAGCGCCUUCGCUCCCGUUGUCCGACCGCCGGCUUCACCUCCUCCAAACUGCUCCGGAAACAACUCCAACGGGCUGCAAGCGAUGUCCGGCCUCGUCGUUCCUCCGAUGUAAAACGUCCUCCUCUUUGUUCCUCGUCCCUCUCCUCCCUCUCAGCCACGAGCACCAAUCACCUCAGAGGAGGCGAGGCCUCAGGCGGCAGCUGACUAGUCAGGACGAAGUAUUGAUGCUGUCUGUCCCGGAUAAAAAAAAGAAACUGUUGUCUCUAAUUGGACGGAGACGAAGAUAAAAAGGACUUUUCUGAUGUCACACUGUGUGUUUGAGUAAAAGCUGUGAGGUCACACCUGUGAAGUGACAUCACAGCAACUGAUUGGUCACCUGCUGAAGAGGUGAACACAUGAGGAAACUGACAGACAGGAAGCUUCCUGGUCACAAACCCUCCACAACAUGUGACUGAAUGUCUCAGCCUGCGAUUGGUCCUCGUCCUUAAGAAGGAGGACACUUCCUGUUUAGGCAGAAGAGAAGGAGAGAGGUAGAAGGAAACAUCCAGUCAGGAAUCACAGAGAGUUAGGCUUCCUCCUGAGCAAGCUAGGAAGGAGGAAGCUCACUAGGUCUGGAGCAAGAAGAGUCCAAAGUAGUUGAUGGAAACAAAACUAAUUCUUAUUUCUUGCUCACAACUUUUCAGAAGUGUGCUUUAAAAUUAAGUCGACAACUGAAUGGAAACACGACUUCAGUGUGAAGGCAGGGAGAAUGGAGGAAACUUUGUUAGGGAACAAGGAAGUAGGAUACUCCCUACCUAGGAAGCAAAGAUGGAGGUUUUCAUCUAGGGAAUUAGGGAUCAGAAGGCUUCCUACGUAGGGCUCAGGAUGAGUGAAAGGAAACAUGGCAGCUGAACUUGAUUGUGAUUGGCUCCACUCACUGAGGAAUCAAAUCCAUCAAAUGAAAACCUCCUACUGGUUUACCUCUGCUGCUGUCGGCCAAUCAGAGUCCAGUAUUGUGACCAGACAGGAAGAGCUGAUGAAAGAUGUGAAAGCUGAAUAGUUUGGUGGUUUUAAUAGUUUAAAGAGCACAGUGGACAAACAGAAAGAAUAAUGAAUGAAGCUCAUAUAUGUCCACUCACUAGCCCCGCCCCUUCUCCAUUCAGUCCCACGCCAGCCUGUCUGUGUUGGUUAUUUAUUCUUAUCUUGUUUUUUUUCACUGUGAAAACACGUCCUGCAUCCUGAUAGGCUACUGUCACAUUCUGUCUUCUUGUUUAGAGUUGUGUUUUUUAUUCUAGCUCCUCCUCCCAAGCCCCGCCCUGAGCACUGAAUCCCUGCCCGCGUCUCAAAGGCACCAUCCCUGUGUUUCCUGUGUGGGUUUUGUGAUUUUUGCCAAAGCUGUAGCUGGCUGAAUAUUUAUACGUCACUGUGGUUGAUUCCCCUCCCCCCCACACACACACUGUCCGAGGGGAAAGUCUUUUUGUAACAUACAGAUUAUAAAUAGUGUAUUUAUAUCUCAGAUUUCUUUUGUACAAAUGGAUGUUGAGUCAUGCCGUCUUCAUGGGGUUUUAAACGUGUGUGUGUGUGUGUGUGGUGCCACACUGAAAACAAACCAUUGUUUUGUAUUAAAAAAAGAAAAAUGUCUUCACACAUUUAUAAUCUGUCAAUCAAAGCUGAUCCAGUCGGCUCCACUCGUUUUUAAUGUAAACCUUAUUUUAAUGACUGUUGGCUGUAAAGAAACCAAUAAACUCAGCAGGUCGCUCUGA